ACAUGGGCAGCACAUCAAGGUCAUAAAAUGUAGUUUUGAAGUUGCUUGAACUUGGAGCUAAUAAAAUGCUACAAACCAAAGAUGGGAAGACACCAAGUGAGAUUGCAAAAAGAAACAAACAUCUUGAGGUAUCAUCUAUAUGUCUUCAACUUUCUUUGACUUUAAAACCAUUGGAAGGAAAGCAUCAAGAGAUAACUAAAGAAGAGGCUAUUUGUAAACACUUGAUAAUGGAUUCUGAUAAAGAAAAAGAUCACAUAUUUGGUUCAUACACAGCAUUUGGAGAUCUGGAAAUAUUUUUACAUGGUCUUGGACUGGAACAUAUAACAGAUGUACUAAAGGAAAGGGAUAUAACUUUAAGACACCUUUUGACCAUGAAAAAAGAUGAAUUUGCAAAGUUUGGGAUUAACAAUAAUGAUCAGCAGAAAAUUCUGGCUGCUGUUAAAGAACUGGAGGUAGAAGAGAUACAUUUUGGAGAGUUAUCUGAAGUGGCAAAGUUGGAAGUCAGUGCUGAUGAGUACCUCAAUUUUCUUCUGAAAUUAAAUAAACAGUGUGGCCAUUUAAUAACAGCUGCUCAGAAUAUCAUUACUAAAUUACCUGUAAAUCCUCAUAAGAUAGUCCUGGAAUGGACUUCUUCCAAGAAUUUUACUUCAGUUUGUGAAGAACUUGUUAGUAAUGUUGAAGAUCUGAGUGAAGAAGUUUGCAAACUAAAAGACUUAAUUCAGAAGCUGCAAAAUGAAAGGGCAAAAGAUCCAACUUGUAUACCAUUAAUGGAAGAAGUAUCUACAAGAAAGAGUAGAAUUUUGAAGAGGAAAACUAUUACAAUUUGUGGAUUUGGGCUGAUUCUUUUCACUUGCAAGCUAAUAUUUCAGAGAAUAUAA
Sciurus carolinensis (gray squirrel) is the source of this 878-nucleotide messenger RNA. RefSeq names its product ankyrin repeat, SAM and basic leucine zipper domain-containing protein 1-like. Gene Ontology annotation, biological process: piRNA processing. The record is from RefSeq and is a predicted model, not a curated record. Bases 66 to 878 code for a protein of 270 amino acids. Lineage: Eukaryota; Metazoa; Chordata; Mammalia; Rodentia; Sciuridae. Gene Ontology annotation, molecular function: protein binding. The transcript has 9 exons. Gene Ontology annotation, cellular component: pi-body.